UCGUUGCCCGAGUGAAAAUCAACAGCGCGCACACACACACACACACACACACGUGCGUCUGCCGGCUGAACCAUCUCCCAGCAUCCUCUCUGCUACACAGCAGCAACACUGAGCGCUUUCUCCCUCUUUCAGACCUCUGGUUUACAAAAGAGCAGAAGAAGAAGAAGAAGUGUAGAAAGCCGGCUGCUGCUCCCCCCGCCUCCCUCUCUCUGUGUCUGUCUCUCUCUCUCUCCAUCCCUCCCUCCACCUCGCUGUCUCUCUCUCUCUCGCUCACACACAUCCCCAUCACAUCCACACCCAAAGGAUACCCUCCCUGCCUCUGUCUCUCUCUCUCUCUCUCUCUCUCUCUCACGCCUUUUCCUCUAACCCUCCCAAAUACACCUUUUUUCUUUUCUUUUCUUUUGUGCUAAAUUUCCUCUGGGGAGGAGAUGCUCAUCUGAACCCCUCAACCGUCCCUCACCCCCCCCCUCCCCUCCCGAACCCCUUUUCUUCCGUCAGAAUUCCAGCCUUGGAUGGUCUCAUCUUGCUGCUCUGCCACUUUGUUGCUACCUGUGGAGGUGUCCUCCCCAGUGUUUCUGCUUUUUCAGCCCCGCAGAGAGGCACCAUGCUGGGAUUGGACGUGUGUGAGUUUGGGGGUCAGGUGCUGGAGCUGCUGUGGCUAACUGUGUGCUACCGAGGUCUCCUGGCCGACAAGAAGGACCUGCACGUCGAGGACGAAGAGGACGAGAGGAACCUGAACUACGUCGCUCCGCUCCAGAAGAGUCUGGAGGAGAUUCGGCAGCUGGACAAAGACGACCAGAGUCUGGUCAAGUACAAGCGGACGCUGCUGGGGACGGAAACAAUGCCAGCAGCGGACCCGGCUGUGGCUCGUGUGCAGGUGACCCGACUGACCCUCCUGUGUGACCAGGCCCCCGAGCCCAUCACCAUGGACCUGACAGAAGACCUGAGCGCGCUGAAGGAGAAGACCUUCUCCCUGAAGGAAGGAGUGACGUACAGGCUGAAGAUACACUUCAAGGUGAACAGAGAGAUAGUUGCUGGCUUGCGGUACCAUCAUGUGACCUCCAGAAAAGGAAUAACAGUGGACAAGGUGUCACACAUGGUGGGCAGCUACUGCCCGAAGGAGGAGGAGCACGAGUUCCUCUGCGCGGCCGAGCAGGCGCCCGGAGGCGUGAUGUCACGCGGCCGCUACGCGGUCAGGUCCCGCCUCACCGACGACGACAGGAACACCUUCCUGGACUGGGAGUGGAACUUCGACCUCAACAAGGACUGGAGCGAAUAGAGGGAAAGUCAUGCUCUCCCCCCCCCCCCCCCCCCCCCCCCCAUUGCGUCCCAAAUGCAUGCAUAGCCCAUCGUUCCUAGAGGUAAUCCGUUUAUUUUUUCGGUGUGGUGUGCGUUAUUGGAUUCCGGGGCGAUUGUCGUACGAUGUCCUUCAGGCACACGGAAAAAAAAAAAAAACAUGACAAUUCUUCCAAAGCUUUAUGGGCUUUUAUUACUGUAGUUUUAAAACUAGAGACCCCGUCUAUCCCCAAAACGGAUGUCAAAUUUAAGAAUGGCAAAGUCCAGUUGUUUUUUUGUUUUUGUCAGACUUUGAAACACUAACUGGAAAAGAAAAGAAGAUUACUUUAGAGAUGCGUCUUUUUUAUUGCUUUCUGUUGGUUAACUCGUGUGUUUCAGUUCAUGUACAUAUUUGAUCUUAUGUCUUAGGGUAUCGAUUGAUUCCUCUGUGGUUCGAAUCCGUGGUUUUAUGAUUCAAACUAUCGAAUCACGUACCGGAAAAUCUCGUUUUCAUAACAAACUUGAACAAAUCCUUGAAAUCUACAGGAAGUAAAUAAUAUCACGGUCUAAUCAAACACAUUUUUGUCUUUUCUAUCUUUGAUGAACUGGGAUGAAACGUUCAACCUAUUUUAACUUUGCUGUGUGCUUUGGAAGCCGCAGUUUUCUCAAGUCUUUGUGGCGCGUUUUCGAAAAAAACAACAAAUAAAGACUAACUGAGCUGUGCAUAUUGUAGAAAGAGAUGCGUGCAUGACCAUUGAUGAUUUGAUACAAUUCACUCAUUCAAAAUGAACAAAGUCUGACUCACAUGUACCGUUAACACAAGACGUGAAUACAAUUCUGCUUUGAGCGUAAAUUAAACAUCUUAAGAUGGAAGCUGAAAGAAUACUGAGAAAUACAUCAAGGGAUGGAUUAAUUCCCUUCAAAAAAUAAGAAGUAUCAUCAUUGUGUUAAGUCUCUGGAUAUGAUAUAUUGUCAUUGUUGCUGAAAAUAUUGAACUUUGAACUCGAAAUGUUUGUGAUCUAAGACUAACUGUAAAUGUUGGCGUGUUGGUUGUUGCAUGGUUUUAGCAAGAUUCUCUUCCUUUUUUUACGACUUUAUUGUAGAAUUGAAUGUGAUUAAAAGAAAAUUUUAAGGAGGUACUGACACAAUAUCCAGAUGUCAAUGGUUGCCACGUACUGCAGAUACGGUAUUUACAGGGACAUUUUUAAAGGCACAAAUAGCUGGAAACAUUGGCCUGUGUUUCUCGCCCAGCCUGUAACGAUCGAGUGCUGCACCGUCAAAUAUUGGUGUCAAAUCUUGGUGUCAAAUCUAGUAUCCUGUAUCUUUUAAUAAAGGCAAUAUAAACAA
Pungitius pungitius (ninespine stickleback) is the source of this 2622-nucleotide messenger RNA. RefSeq names its product Rho GDP dissociation inhibitor (GDI) gamma (gene arhgdig). The transcript is spliced from 6 exons. NCBI's taxonomy places the organism in Eukaryota, Metazoa, Chordata, Actinopteri, Perciformes, Gasterosteidae. The record is from RefSeq and is a predicted model, not a curated record. Gene Ontology annotation, biological process: Rho protein signal transduction. Gene Ontology annotation, cellular component: cytoplasm; cytosol; membrane. Bases 605 to 1279 code for a protein of 224 amino acids. Gene Ontology annotation, molecular function: Rho GDP-dissociation inhibitor activity; protein binding.